Molecule: messenger RNA, 411 nt
Organism: Paraglomus brasilianum
Lineage: Eukaryota; Fungi; Glomeromycota; Glomeromycetes; Paraglomerales; Paraglomeraceae
Source: the annotation of a GenBank genome assembly
AUGUCUUAUCAGAACCCAGGUACUUUUGCUCCGUAUACGCCACCACCUGACGAAACUCCAAAAUCACAGCGGUCGUCUGUCCGCUACGCUCCUGUCCCUCACAGCUCCUCCGCAGCUGCGUCUACUUCAGCAAGUGUGCAAAGCAGUAACCCAUUUGCCGGAGUAUAUCAGACAACGCACGGUCUUCCAGAGGGAACAAUUAAAGUUAAUAAGUAUGAAACUACAUUAGGACUAAGAGUUGAUGUGGAAGCAGCGUGCACUUAUCUUUUGGGAUGUGUGACCGGUGUAUUGUUCUUGAUUAUGGAAACAAAGAAUGACUAUGUGCGAUUUCAUGCGUGGCAGUCAUCUCUUCUUUUUGCUGCGGUCUUUGUGAGUAGUGUAGUUGUCUUUGCUGCUGAUCAUUCUUCCUGA